Messenger RNA from Clonostachys solani, 870 nucleotides. Lineage: Eukaryota; Fungi; Ascomycota; Sordariomycetes; Hypocreales; Bionectriaceae. The record is from the annotation of a GenBank genome assembly.
AUGGUUGGGAGCACAAAUGGUAGUGCCAACGGCAACCAUGUCACCCUUGAGGAGCCUAGCUUCGCGACUUACCCAGAUCUCAAUGGCAAAGUUGUUUUCUUAACUGGUAUUGGCCAGACCGGCGACCAGCAUAUGUGGGGGAAUGGUGCUGCCACUGCCCGUAUUCUGGCCAAGCAAGGGGCCAAGAUUUUCGGAUGUGACCUGUACCUCGAAGCUGCUGAGCACACUCGAAAGCGCAUUGCCGCCGAGGGUGGUGACAUUACUGUCGUAUCUGCCGAUGUCACCAGCGACGAGAGUGUGAAGAAGGCUGUUGAUGCCUGCAUCGAGAAAUAUGGCCGCAUUGAUAUUCUCGUAAACAAUGUUGGUCGCUCUGAGCCCGGUGGCCCCGCUGAGAUGACAGAGAAGGUCUGGGACGCCCAGACCAGUGUCAACCUCAAGUCCGUCUACCUCUGCUGUCAUCAUGUGUUGCCGUUGAUGGAGGCGCAGGGCGGAGGCGCCGUGGUCAACGUUGCCUCCAUUGCUGGCCUGCGUUACAUUGGCAAGCCCCAGGUUGCAUAUGCCGCUACCAAGGCUGCUGUGAUCCAGUUCACCAAGGCUACAGCCGUCAUCUACGCCCCCAAGAAUAUCCGAAUGAAUGUUGUAGUACCUGGUCUGAUGCACACACCGCUGGUCGGCAUGCUGGCGGACAAGUAUGCAGCAGGAGACUUGCAAGGGUUCAUUGCUAAGCGAAACAAGGCCGUGCCCAUGGGAAAGAUGGGCGACUCGUUCGAUGUGGCCAUGACGGCUGUCUUCUUGGCUUCUCAGCAGGCUAGAUAUAUCACCGGACAGAAGAUUGUGGUUGAUGGCGGUAUCACCUCAUCGACUGGCUAA